Messenger RNA from Ochotona princeps (American pika), 15648 nucleotides. RefSeq names its product filaggrin (gene FLG). Gene Ontology annotation, molecular function: GTPase activity; structural molecule activity; calcium ion binding. Gene Ontology annotation, cellular component: keratohyalin granule; cornified envelope. Gene Ontology annotation, biological process: establishment of skin barrier. NCBI's taxonomy places the organism in Eukaryota, Metazoa, Chordata, Mammalia, Lagomorpha, Ochotonidae. The record is from RefSeq and is a predicted model, not a curated record.
AUGGCUGCCAACAAGAGGAAGAAGAACUCUUUGGUCUUGCAUCAGGUGAUCAUGGUUGGCAGUACAGGGGUCAGUCAGUUGGCCCUGGUGCUUCAGUUCACAUAUGAGAAGUUUGUAGGAGACCAUGAGCCUUCCAAAGCUGAUAGUUACAGAAAGAGAGUAGUUCUGGAUGGAGAGGGUCUGGACUCUGCUACACAAGAGGAAAAUAUAGCUAUUCAAGACAACUACUUCCAGAGCGGGAAAGAGAAAGUCUUCCUGGUGUUCUCAGUCACCAAACAUGAAUACUUCACACCAACUGUGGAAUGCUGGAGAUAGGUUCUCUGUAUGAAGUCUAAAGAAGAUAAGAUCCCCAUGAUUGAGGCAAACAAGUCCAACUUGGAAGAGUGGAAGCAAGUGCCCAUAGAGAAGGCCAGGAGUAAGAUGAAGCAGUGUUCAACGCAUGGAGACCUUCGCAAAAACAUGGUCAAGGUGUUUAUUGAUCUAAUGAGAGAAAUCAAGGCCAAGAUGUCAGCAAGCAAUGACAAGAGUGGUAAGAAAAAUUUUAAAGUUCACAUAUAUUGCCAAAAGAUGUCUACUCUCUUGGAAAACAUCACUGCCAUCAUUGAACUUUUCCAUCAAUAUUCACAAAAAGAUAAAGACACCGACACACUAAGCAAACAAGAGCUGAAGGAACUGCUGGAGACGGAGUUUCGGGCAAUUCUAAAGAACCCAGAUGACCCAGAUACUGCUGAUGUAUUCAUGGAAAUCCUGGAUGUAGACCACAAUGACAAAAUAGAUUUCACAGAGUUUUUACUGAUGAUAUUCAAGUUGGCGCAAGCUUAUUACCAGUCCACCAAGAAGCAGAACUUCCACACAUCAGAGCGAAAGCACAGAAAGCAGAGUCACAGAAAUGAAGAAAAAGGGCAUGAGACAGAGGAAGAAUAUAGAAGAUCCACAAAGGAACACGGAAGAGUUAGGGGAAGAAAGAAUAGGGAAAGAUCAAACACCCCAACAGAAAGAGGAAAAAAGAGACAUGGGUCAACCUCAAGAGGACAAGGGAAAGGAGAUGACACAACCACACAUGGAGAAACAGAAGGAUACAGAAGAAAACAUCAUGAUGAAACGGGAAAGCAAAGCAAGCGAUCUACCUGCAGGGAAAACAGAAGAAAGAAUCACAAAACAAACACAAGAGGACAUACAAAACAAGAAACAGAAGAAGAUGAAAUCUACUUUGACCAGGAAAUACAAUACUAUCCAAAAUGCGAGGAAAAUCAAUAUGAUGAUAGAUACUAUGUGAAGGAAAAUGAUGAAGAAUCAAUAACACAAACAGCAAGUAACAGAGGACAACAACAAAAUCACCAUGAAGUGUCAGGAGAUGAAGUUACACAUGUAGAAAACAGGGUAGAUCAAUCUGCAAGGGGAAGAGGAAGACACCAGAGAACCAGAUCCGGUCAGGCCAGCGACAGCGAAGGCCAUUCUGAAGACUCGGCCAGACACACCACAGCCACCCAGGGCCGCCAGGCGUCCGGCUCCCGCAGCCAGCAGGGGCAGGGGCAGGGGCAUGGCCACUCAGCUGACAGCUCCCGGCACACGGGGCAGCAGCACCAGCAGCAGCAGGGACAGGCGUCCAGACACAGGCAGACCGACGUGGCCCACGGACAGGAAGGGUCCAGCAGGAGCCAAAGGCACCAACAGUCAGCAGACAGCUCCCGGCACUCAGCCACCACACAAAGGCAACCCACCAGGCAGACCAGUGCACACAGGCAGCGCGACUCCAGUGUCAGCCAGGCCAGUGACAGCGAGGGGCAGUCUGUAGACUCCGGCAGUGAGGCAGGGUCGGCCCACGGACAAGGUCGCUCUUCCUCCGGCCACAGGGAGCAGCAAGGACAGGCACAGCAAGCAGGAGGCUCCCGCUACUACCACCUCUACCAGGUCUCCCAGCACCAGCAGCCCGAGGCAGCCCACGAGCGCCAACGAUCUGGCACCAGGACCGAUCAGGGAGCCCGUCACCAACAGCACCAACAGCAGGGCUCCCGGCACACGCAGACCCACGAGGCUCAGGAUUCUGCUCGUGGACAGCACGAGACCAGCCAGGGGCGCUCAGGCUCCAGAGGGAGACAGGGCACCCGCCACCAGCAGGCCCAGGACAGCGCCAGGCACUCCCAGUCCCCCGAGGCCCACACCUCCUCUCAGGGACACUCAGCAUCCAGCAGAGGGGGCAGGCAGGGCCAGCGCCACGAGCAGUCACCAGACACCUCUGCUCACUCUGGGUCUCACCAACGGGAAGGCUCCAGCCACGCCCGAGCCCAGUCCGCCCAUGGACACUCUGAUGCCGCAGCCCGGGGCACACAAGGGUCCAGCCACGGACAGCACGCAGACAGCUCCAGAGCCUCAGGCUCGCGUCGUGCCCAGCCUGAAGCCUCCCACGGGCAGUCAAGGCACAGCCAGCGGGGAAGGCACGAGCAGUCUCCAGACAGCGCCACACACUCUGAUGCCGAACACGGACACUCCACCUCCAGGACACAGAGACACCAGAGACCCAGCUCUGGUCAGGCCAGCGACAGCGAAGGCCAUUCUGAAGACUCGGCCAGACACACCACAGCCACCCAGGGCCGCCAGGCGUCCGGCUCCCGCAGCCAGCAGGGGCAGGGGCAGGGGCAUGGCCACUCGGCUGACAGCUCCCGGCACACGGGGCAGCAGCACCAGCAGCAGCAGGGACAGGCGUCCAGACACAGGCAGACCGACGUGGCCCACGGACAGGAAGGGUCCAGCAGGAGCCAGAGGCACCAACAGUCAGCAGACAGCUCCCGGCACUCAGCCACCACACAAAGGCAACCCACCAGGCAGACCAGUGCACACAGGCAGCGCGACUCCAGUGUCAGCCAGGCCAGUGACAGCGAGGGGCAGUCUGUAGACUCCGGCAGUGAGGCAGGGUCGGCCCACGGACAAGGUCGCUCUUCCUCCGGCCACAGGGAGCAGCAAGGACAGGCACAGCAAGCAGGAGGCUCCCGCUACUACCACCUCUACCAGGUCUCCCAGCACCAGCAGCCCGAGGCAGCCCACGAGCGCCAGCGAUCCGGCACCAGGACCGAUCAGGGAGCCCGUCACCAACAGCAACAGCAGGGCUCCCGGCACACGCAGACCCACGAGGCUCAGGAUUCUGCUCGUGGACAGCACGAGACCAGCCAGGGGCGCUCAGGCUCCAGAGGGAGACAGGGCACCCGCCACCAGCAGGCCCAGGACAGCGCCAGGCACUCCCAGUCCCCCGAGGCCCACACCUCCUCUCAGGGACACUCAGCAUCCAGCAGAGGAGGCAGGCAGGGCCAGCGCCACGAGCAGUCACCAGACACCUCUGCUCGCUCUGGGUCUCACCAACGGGAAGGCUCCAGCCACGCCCGAGCCCAAUCCGCCCAUGGACACUCUGAUGCCGCAGCCCGGGGCACACAAGGGUCCAGGCACAGACAGCACGCAGACAGCUCCAGAGCCUCAGGCUCGCGUCGUGCCCAGCCUGAAGCCUCCCACGGGCAGUCAAGGCACAGCCAGCGAGGAAGGCACGAGCAGUCUCCAGACAGCGCCACACACUCUGAUGCCGAACACGGACACUCCACCUCCAGGACACAGAGACACCAGAGAACCAGCUCUGGUCAGGCCAGCGACAGCGAAGGCCAUUCUGAAGACUCGGCCAGACACACCACAGCCACCCAGGGCCGCCAGGCGUCCGGCUCCCGCAGCCAGCAGGGGCAGGGGCAGGGGCAUGGCCACUCGGCUGACAGCUCCCGGCACACGGGGCAGCAGCACCAGCAGCAGCAGGGACAGGCGUCCAGACACAGGCAGACCGACGUGGCCCACGGACAGGAAGGGUCCAGCAGGAGCCAGAGGCACCAACAGUCAGCAGACAGCUCCCGGCACUCAGCCACCACACAAAGGCAACCCACCAGGCAGACCAGUGCACACAGGCAGCGCGACUCCAGUGUCAGCCAGGCCAGUGACAGCGAGGGGCAGUCUGUAGACUCCGGCAGUGAGGCAGGGUCGGCCCACGGACAAGGUCGCUCUUCCUCCGGCCACAGGGAGCAGCAAGGACAGGCACAGCAAGCAGGAGGCUCCCGCUACUACCACCUCUACCAGGUCUCCCAGCACCAGCAGCCCGAGGCAGCCCACGAGCGCCAGCGAUCCGGCACCAGGACCGAUCAGGGAGCCCGUCACCAACAGCACCAACAGCAGGGCUCCCGGCACACGCAGACCCACGAGGCUCAGGAUUCUGCUCGUGGACAGCACGAGACCAGCCAGGGGCGCUCAGGCUCCAGAGGGAGACAGGGCACCCGCCACCAGCAGGCCCAGGACAGCGCCAGGCACUCCCAGUCCCCCGAGGCCCACACCUCCUCUCAGGGACACUCAGCAUCCAGCAGAGGGGGCAGGCAGGGCCAGCGCCACGAGCAGUCACCAGACACCUCUGCUCACUCUGGGUCUCACCAACGGGAAGGCUCCAGCCACGCCCGAGCCCAGUCCGCCCAUGGACACUCUGAUGCCGCAGCCCGGGGCACACAAGGGUCCAGCCACGGACAGCACGCAGACAGCUCCAGAGCCUCAGGCUCGCGUCGUGCCCAGCCUGAAGCCUCCCACGGGCAGUCAAGGCACAGCCAGCGGGGAAGGCACGAGCAGUCUCCAGACAGCGCCACACACUCUGAUGCCGAACACGGACACUCCACCUCCAGGACACAGAGACACCAGAGACCCAGCUCUGGUCAGGCCAGCGACAGCGAAGGCCAUUCUGAAGACUCGGCCAGACACACCACAGCCACCCAGGGCCGCCAGGCGUCCGGCUCCCACAGCCAGCAGGGGCAGGGGCAGGGGCAUGGCCACUCGGCUGACAGCUCCCGGCACACGGGGCAGCAGCACCAGCAGCAGCAGGGACAGGCGUCCAGACACAGGCAGACCGACGUGGCCCACGGACAGGAAGGGUCCAGCAGGAGCCAGAGGCACCAACAGUCAGCAGACAGCUCCCGGCACUCAGCCACCACACAAAGGCAACCCACCAGGCAGACCAGUGCACACAGGCAGCGCGACUCCAGUGUCAGCCAGGCCAGUGACAGCGAGGGGCAGUCUGUAGACUCCGGCAGUGAGGCAGGGUCGGCCCACGGACAAGGUCGCUCUUCCUCCGGCCACAGGGAGCAGCAAGGACAGGCACAGCAAGCAGGAGGCUCCCGCUACUACCACCUCUACCAGGUCUCCCAGCACCAGCAGCCCGAGGCAGCCCACGAGCGCCAGCGAUCCGGCACCAGGACCGAUCAGGGAGCCCGUCACCAACAGCAACAGCAGGGCUCCCGGCACACGCAGACCCACGAGGCUCAGGAUUCUGCUCGUGGACAGCACGAGACCAGCCAGGGGCGCUCAGGCUCCAGAGGGAGACAGGGCACCCGCCACCAGCAGGCCCAGGACAGCGCCAGGCACUCCCAGUCCCCCGAGGCCCACACCUCCUCUCAGGGACACUCAGCAUCCAGCAGAGGAGGCAGGCAGGGCCAGCGCCACGAGCAGUCACCAGACACCUCUGCUCGCUCUGGGUCUCACCAACGGGAAGGCUCCAGCCACGCCCGAGCCCAGUCCGCCCAUGGACACUCUGAUGCCGCAGCCCGGGGCACACAAGGGUCCAGGCACAGACAGCACGCAGACAGCUCCAGAGCCUCAGGCUCGCGUCGUGCCCAGCCUGAAGCCUCCCACGGGCAGUCAAGGCACAGCCAGCGAGGAAGGCACGAGCAGUCUCCAGACAGCGCCACACACUCUGAUGCCGAACACGGACACUCCACCUCCAGGACACAGAGACACCAGAGACCCAGCUCUGGUCAGGCCAGCGACAGCGAAGGCCAUUCUGAAGACUCGGCCAGACACACCACAGCCACCCAGGGCCGCCAGGCGUCCGGCUCCCGCAGCCAGCAGGGGCAGGGGCAGGGGCAUGGCCACUCGGCUGACAGCUCCCGGCACACGGGGCAGCAGCACCAGCAGCAGCAGGGACAGGCGUCCAGACACAGGCAGACCGACGUGGCCCACGGACAGGAAGGGUCCAGCAGGAGCCAGAGGCACCAACAGUCAGCAGACAGCUCCCGGCACUCAGCCACCACACAAAGGCAACCCACCAGGCAGACCAGUGCACACAGGCAGCGCGACUCCAGUGUCAGCCAGGCCAGUGACAGCGAGGGGCAGUCUGUAGACUCCGGCAGUGAGGCAGGGUCGGCCCACGGACAAGGUCGCUCUUCCUCCGGCCACAGGGAGCAGCAAGGACAGGCACAGCAAGCAGGAGGCUCCCGCUACUACCACCUCUACCAGGUCUCCCAGCACCAGCAGCCCGAGGCAGCCCACGAGCGCCAGCGAUCCGGCACCAGGACCGAUCAGGGAGCCCGUCACCAACAGCAACAGCAGGGCUCCCGGCACACGCAGACCCAAGAGGCUCAGGAUUCUGCUCGUGGACAGCACGAGACCAGCCAGGGGCGCUCAGGCUCCAGAGGGAGACAGGGCACCCGCCACCAGCAGGCCCAGGACAGCGCCAGGCACUCCCAGUCCCCCGAGGCCCACACCUCCUCUCAGGGACACUCAGCAUCCAGCAGAGGAGGCAGGCAGGGCCAGCGCCACGAGCAGUCACCAGACACCUCUGCUCACUCUGGGUCUCACCAACGGGAAGGCUCCAGCCACGCCCGAGCCCAGUCCGCCCAUGGACACUCUGAUGCCGCAGCCCGGGGCACACAAGGGUCCAGCCACAGACAGCACGCAGACAGCUCCAGAGCCUCAGGCUCGCGUCGUGCCCAGCCUGAAGCCUCCCACGGGCAGUCAAGGCACAGCCAGCGAGGAAGGCACGAGCAGUCUCCAGACAGCGCCACACACUCUGAUGCCGAACACGGACACUCCACCUCCAGGACACAGAGACACCAGAGACCCAGCUCUGGUCAGGCCAGCGACAGCGAAGGCCAUUCUGAAGACUCGGCCAGACACACCACAGCCACCCAGGGCCGCCAGGCGUCCGGCUCCCACAGCCAGCAGGGGCAGGGGCAGGGGCAGGGGCAGGGGCAUGGCCACUCGGCUGACAGCUCCCGGCACACGGGGCAGCAGCACCAGCAGCAGCAGGGACAGGCGUCCAGACACAGGCAGACCGACGUGGCCCACGGACAGGAAGGGUCCAGCAGGAGCCAGAGGCACCAACAGUCAGCAGACAGCUCCCGGCACUCAGCCACCACACAAAGGCAACCCACCAGGCAGACCAGUGCACACAGGCAGCGCGACUCCAGUGUCAGCCAGGCCAGUGACAGCGAGGGGCAGUCUGUAGACUCCGGCAGUGAGGCAGGGUCGGCCCACGGACAAGGUCGCUCUUCCUCCGGCCACAGGGAGCAGCAAGGACAGGCACAGCAAGCAGGAGGCUCCCGCUACUACCACCUCUACCAGGUCUCCCAGCACCAGCAGCCCGAGGCAGCCCACGAGCGCCAGCGAUCCGGCACCAGGACCGAUCAGGGAGCCCGUCACCAACAGCAACAACAGCAGGGCUCCCGGCACACGCAGACCCACGAGGCUCAGGAUUCUGCUCGUGGACAGCACGAGACCAGCCAGGGGCGCUCAGGCUCCAGAGGGAGACAGGGCACCCGCCACCAGCAGGCCCAGGACAGCGCCAGGCACUCCCAGUCCCCCGAGGCCCACACCUCCUCUCAGGGACACUCAGCAUCCAGCAGAGGAGGCAGGCAGGGCCAGCGCCACGAGCAGUCACCAGACACCUCUGCUCGCUCUGGGUCUCACCAACGGGAAGGCUCCAGCCACGCCCGAGCCCAGUCCGCCCAUGGACACUCUGAUGCCGCAGCCCGGGGCACACAAGGGUCCAGCCACAGACAGCACGCAGACAGCUCCAGAGCCUCAGGCUCGCGUCGUGCCCAGCCUGAAGCCUCCCACGGGCAGUCAAGGCACAGCCAGCGGGAAAGGCACGAGCAGUCUCCAGACAGCGCCACACACUCUGAUGCCGAACACGGACACUCCACCUCCAGGACACAGAGACACCAGAGACCCAGCUCUGGUCAGGCCAGCGACAGCGAAGGCCAUUCUGAAGACUCGGCCAGACACACCACAGCCACCCAGGGCCGCCAGGCGUCCGGCUCCCGCAGCCAGCAGGGGCAGGGGCAGGGGCAGGGGCAUGGCCACUCGGCUGACAGCUCCCGGCACACGGGGCAGCAGCACCAGCAGCAGCAGGGACAGGCGUCCAGACACAGGCAGACCGACGUGGCCCACGGACAGGAAGGGUCCAGCAGGAGCCAGAGGCACCAACAGUCAGCAGACAGCUCCCGGCACUCAGCCACCACACAAAGGCAACCCACCAGGCAGACCAGUGCACACAGGCAGCACGACUCCAGUGUCAGCCAGGCCAGUGACAGCGAGGGGCAGUCUGUAGACUCCGGCAGUGAGGCAGGGUCGGCCCACGGACAAGGUCGCUCUUCCUCCGGCCACAGGGAGCAGCAAGGACAGGCACAGCAAGCAGGAGGCUCCCGCUACUACCACCUCUACCAGGUCUCCCAGCACCAGCAGCCCGAGGCAGCCCACGAGCGCCAGCGAUCCGGCACCAGGACCGAUCAGGGAGCCCAUCACCAACAGCAACAGCAGGGCUCCCGGCACACGCAGACCCACGAGGCUCAGGAUUCUGCUCGUGGACAGCACGAGACCAGCCAGGGGCGCUCAGGCUCCAGAGGGAGACAGGGCACCCGCCACCAGCAGGCCCAGGACAGCGCCAGGCACUCCCAGUCCCCCGAGGCCCACACCUCCUCUCAGGGACACUCAGCAUCCAGCAGAGGAGGCAGGCAGGGCCAGCGCCACGAGCAGUCACCAGACACCUCUGCUCGCUCUGGGUCUCACCAACGGGAAGGCUCCAGCCACGCCCGAGCCCAGUCCGCCCAUGGACACUCUGAUGCCGCAGCCCGGGGCACACAAGGGUCCAGCCACAGACAGCACGCAGACAGCUCCAGAGCCUCAGGCUCGCGUCGUGCCCAGCCUGAAGCCUCCCACGGGCAGUCAAGGCACAGCCAGCGAGGAAGGCACGAGCAGUCUCCAGACAGCGCCACACACUCUGAUGCCGAACACGGACACUCCACCUCCAGGACACAGAGACACCAGAGACCCAGCUCUGGUCAGGCCAGCGACAGCGAAGGCCAUUCUGAAGACUCGGCCAGACACACCACAGCCACCCAGGGCCGCCAGGCGUCCGGCUCCCGCAGCCAGCAGGGGCAGGGGCAGGGGCAGGGGCAGGGGCAUGGCCACUCGGCUGACAGCUCCCGGCACACGGGGCAGCAGCACCAGCAGCAGCAGGGACAGGCGUCCAGACACAGGCAGACCGACGUGGCCCACGGACAGGAAGGGUCCAGCAGGAGCCAGAGGCACCAACAGUCAGCAGACAGCUCCCGGCACUCAGCCACCACACAAAGGCAACCCACCAGGCAGACCAGUGCACACAGGCAGCGCGACUCCAGUGUCAGCCAGGCCAGUGACAGCGAGGGGCAGUCUGUAGACUCCGGCAGUGAGGCAGGGUCGGCCCACGGACAAGGUCGCUCUUCCUCCGGCCACAGGGAGCAGCAAGGACAGGCACAGCAAGCAGGAGGCUCCCGCUACUACCACCUCUACCAGGUCUCCCAGCACCAGCAGCCCGAGGCAGCCCACGAGCGCCAGCGAUCCGGCACCAGGACCGAUCAGGGAGCCCGUCACCAACAGCAACAGCAGGGCUCCCGGCACACGCAGACCCAAGAGGCUCAGGAUUCUGCUCGUGGACAGCACGAGACCAGCCAGGGGCGCUCAGGCUCCAGAGGGAGACAGGGCACCCGCCACCAGCAGGCCCAGGACAGCGCCAGGCACUCCCAGUCCCCCGAGGCCCACACCUCCUCUCAGGGACACUCAGCAUCCAGCAGAGGAGGCAGGCAGGGCCAGCGCCACGAGCAGUCACCAGACACCUCUGCUCACUCUGGGUCUCACCAACGGGAAGGCUCCAGCCACGCCCGAGCCCAGUCCGCCCAUGGACACUCUGAUGCCGCAGCCCGGGGCACACAAGGGUCCAGCCACAGACAGCACGCAGACAGCUCCAGAGCCUCAGGCUCGCGUCGUGCCCAGCCUGAAGCCUCCCACGGGCAGUCAAGGCACAGCCAGCGAGGAAGGCACGAGCAGUCUCCAGACAGCGCCACACACUCUGAUGCCGAACACGGACACUCCACCUCCAGGACACAGAGACACCAGAGACCCAGCUCUGGUCAGGCCAGCGACAGCGAAGGCCAUUCUGAAGACUCGGCCAGACACACCACAGCCACCCAGGGCCGCCAGGCGUCCGGCUCCCACAGCCAGCAGGGGCAGGGGCAGGGGCAGGGGCAGGGGCAUGGCCACUCGGCUGACAGCUCCCGGCACACGGGGCAGCAGCACCAGCAGCAGCAGGGACAGGCGUCCAGACACAGGCAGACCGACGUGGCCCACGGACAGGAAGGGUCCAGCAGGAGCCAGAGGCACCAACAGUCAGCAGACAGCUCCCGGCACUCAGCCACCACACAAAGGCAACCCACCAGGCAGACCAGUGCACACAGGCAGCGCGACUCCAGUGUCAGCCAGGCCAGUGACAGCGAGGGGCAGUCUGUAGACUCCGGCAGUGAGGCAGGGUCGGCCCACGGACAAGGUCGCUCUUCCUCCGGCCACAGGGAGCAGCAAGGACAGGCACAGCAAGCAGGAGGCUCCCGCUACUACCACCUCUACCAGGUCUCCCAGCACCAGCAGCCCGAGGCAGCCCACGAGCGCCAGCGAUCCGGCACCAGGACCGAUCAGGGAGCCCGUCACCAACAGCAACAACAGCAGGGCUCCCGGCACACGCAGACCCACGAGGCUCAGGAUUCUGCUCGUGGACAGCACGAGACCAGCCAGGGGCGCUCAGGCUCCAGAGGGAGACAGGGCACCCGCCACCAGCAGGCCCAGGACAGCGCCAGGCACUCCCAGUCCCCCGAGGCCCACACCUCCUCUCAGGGACACUCAGCAUCCAGCAGAGGAGGCAGGCAGGGCCAGCGCCACGAGCAGUCACCAGACACCUCUGCUCGCUCUGGGUCUCACCAACGGGAAGGCUCCAGCCACGCCCGAGCCCAGUCCGCCCAUGGACACUCUGAUGCCGCAGCCCGGGGCACACAAGGGUCCAGCCACAGACAGCACGCAGACAGCUCCAGAGCCUCAGGCUCGCGUCGUGCCCAGCCUGAAGCCUCCCACGGGCAGUCAAGGCACAGCCAGCGAGGAAGGCACGAGCAGUCUCCAGACAGCGCCACACACUCUGAUGCCGAACACGGACACUCCACCUCCAGGACACAGAGACACCAGAGACCCAGCUCUGGUCAGGCCAGCGACAGCGAAGGCCAUUCUGAAGACUCGGCCAGACACACCACAGCCACCCAGGGCCGCCAGGCGUCCGGCUCCCGCAGCCAGCAGGGGCAGGGGCAGGGGCAGGGGCAUGGCCACUCGGCUGACAGCUCCCGGCACACGGGGCAGCAGCACCAGCAGCAGCAGGGACAGGCGUCCAGACACAGGCAGACCGACGUGGCCCACGGACAGGAAGGGUCCAGCAGGAGCCAGAGGCACCAACAGUCAGCAGACAGCUCCCGGCACUCAGCCACCACACAAAGGCAACCCACCAGGCAGACCAGUGCACACAGGCAGCACGACUCCAGUGUCAGCCAGGCCAGUGACAGCGAGGGGCAGUCUGUAGACUCCGGCAGUGAGGCAGGGUCGGCCCACGGACAAGGUCGCUCUUCCUCCGGCCACAGGGAGCAGCAAGGACAGGCACAGCAAGCAGGAGGCUCCCGCUACUACCACCUCUACCAGGUCUCCCAGCACCAGCAGCCCGAGGCAGCCCACGAGCGCCAGCGAUCCGGCACCAGGACCGAUCAGGGAGCCCAUCACCAACAGCAACAGCAGGGCUCCCGGCACACGCAGACCCACGAGGCUCAGGAUUCUGCUCGUGGACAGCACGAGACCAGCCAGGGGCGCUCAGGCUCCAGAGGGAGACAGGGCACCCGCCACCAGCAGGCCCAGGACAGCGCCAGGCACUCCCAGUCCCCCGAGGCCCACACCUCCUCUCAGGGACACUCAGCAUCCAGCAGAGGAGGCAGGCAGGGCCAGCGCCACGAGCAGUCACCAGACACCUCUGCUCGCUCUGGGUCUCACCAACGGGAAGGCUCCAGCCACGCCCGAGCCCAGUCCGCCCAUGGACACUCUGAUGCCGCAGCCCGGGGCACACAAGGGUCCAGCCACAGACAGCACGCAGACAGCUCCAGAGCCUCAGGCUCGCGUCGUGCCCAGCCUGAAGCCUCCCACGGGCAGUCAAGGCACAGCCAGCGAGGAAGGCACGAGCAGUCUCCAGACAGCGCCACACACUCUGAUGCCGAACACGGACACUCCACCUCCAGGACACAGAGACACCAGAGACCCAGCUCUGGUCAGGCCAGCGACAGCGAAGGCCAUUCUGAAGACUCGGCCAGACACACCACAGCCACCCAGGGCCGCCAGGCGUCCGGCUCCCGCAGCCAGCAGGGGCAGGGGCAGGGGCAGGGGCAGGGGCAUGGCCACUCGGCUGACAGCUCCCGGCACACGGGGCAGCAGCACCAGCAGCAGCAGGGACAGGCGUCCAGACACAGGCAGACCGACGUGGCCCACGGACAGGAAGGGUCCAGCAGGAGCCAGAGGCACCAACAGUCAGCAGACAGCUCCCGGCACUCAGCCACCACACAAAGGCAACCCACCAGGCAGACCAGUGCACACAGGCAGCGCGACUCCAGUGUCAGCCAGGCCAGUGACAGCGAGGGGCAGUCUGUAGACUCCGGCAGUGAGGCAGGGUCGGCCCACGGACAAGGUCGCUCUUCCUCCGGCCACAGGGAGCAGCAAGGACAGGCACAGCAAGCAGGAGGCUCCCGCUACUACCACCUCUACCAGGUCUCCCAGCACCAGCAGCCCGAGGCAGCCCACGAGCGCCAGCGAUCCGGCACCAGGACCGAUCAGGGAGCCCGUCACCAACAGCAACAACAGCAGGGCUCCCGGCACACGCAGACCCACGAGGCUCAGGAUUCUGCUCGUGGACAGCACGAGACCAGCCAGGGGCGCUCAGGCUCCAGAGGGAGACAGGGCACCCGCCACCAGCAGGCCCAGGACAGCGCCAGGCACUCCCAGUCCCCCGAGGCCCACACCUCCUCUCAGGGACACUCAGCAUCCAGCAGAGGAGGCAGGCAGGGCCAGCGCCACGAGCAGUCACCAGACACCUCUGCUCGCUCUGGGUCUCACCAACGGGAAGGCUCCAGCCAUGCCCGAGCCCAGUCCGCCCAUGGACACUCUGAUGCCGCAGCCCGGGGCACACAAGGGUCCAGCCACAGACAGCACGCAGACAGCUCCAGAGCCUCAGGCUCGCGUCGUGCCCAGCCUGAAGCCUCCCACGGGCAGUCAAGGCACAGCCAGCGGGGAAGGCACGAGCAGUCUCCAGACAGCGCCACACACUCUGAUGCCGAACACGGACACUCCACCUCCAGGACACAGAGACACCAGAGACCCAGCUCUGGUCAGGCCAGCGACAGCGAAGGCCAUUCUGAAGACUCGGCCAGACACACCACAGCCACCCAGGGCCGCCAGGCGUCCGGCUCCCGCAGCCAGCAGGGGCAGGGGCAGGGGCAGGGGCAUGGCCACUCGGCUGACAGCUCCCGGCACACGGGGCAGCAGCACCAGCAGCAGCAGGGACAGGCGUCCAGACACAGGCAGACCGACGUGGCCCACGGACAGGAAGGGUCCAGCAGGAGCCAGAGGCACCAACAGUCAGCAGACAGCUCCCGGCACUCAGCCACCACACAAAGGCAACCCACCAGGCAGACCAGUGCACACAGGCAGCGCGACUCCAGUGUCAGCCAGGCCAGUGACAGCGAGGGGCAGUCUGUAGACUCCGGCAGUGAGGCAGGGUCGGCCCACGGACAAGGUCGCUCUUCCUCCGGCCACAGGGAGCAGCAAGGACAGGCACAGCAAGCAGGAGGCUCCCGCUACUACCACCUCUACCAGGUCUCCCAGCACCAGCAGCCCGAGGCAGCCCACGAGCGCCAGCGAUCCGGCACCAGGACCGAUCAGGGAGCCCAUCACCAACAGCAACAGCAGGGCUCCCGGCACACGCAGACCCACGAGGCUCAGGAUUCUGCUCGUGGACAGCACGAGACCAGCCAGGGGCGCUCAGGCUCCAGAGGGAGACAGGGCACCCGCCACCAGCAGGCCCAGGACAGCGCCAGGCACUCCCAGUCCCCCGAGGCCCACACCUCCUCUCAGGGACACUCAGCAUCCAGCAGAGGAGGCAGGCAGGGCCAGCGCCACGAGCAGUCACCAGACACCUCUGCUCGCUCUGGGUCUCACCAACGGGAAGGCUCCAGCCACGCCCGAGCCCAGUCCGCCCAUGGACACUCUGAUGCCGCAGCCCGGGGCACACAAGGGUCCAGCCACAGACAGCACGCAGACAGCUCCAGAGCCUCAGGCUCGCGUCGUGCCCAGCCUGAAGCCUCCCACGGGCAGUCAAGGCACAGCCAGCGGGGAAGGCACGAGCAGUCUCCAGACAGCGCCACACACUCUGAUGCCGAACACGGACACUCCACCUCCAGGACACAGAGACACCAGAGACCCAGCUCUGGUCAGGCCAGCGACAGCGAAGGCCAUUCUGAAGACUCGGCCAGACACACCACAGCCACCCAGGGCCGCCAGGCGUCCGGCUCCCGCAGCCAGCAGGGGCAGGGGCAGGGGCAGGGGCAUGGCCACUCGGCUGACAGCUCCCGGCACACGGGGCAGCAGCACCAGCAGCAGCAGGGACAGGCGUCCAGACACAGGCAGACCGACGUGGCCCACGGACAGGAAGGGUCCAGCAGGAGCCAGAGGCACCAACAGUCAGCAGACAGCUCCCGGCACUCAGCCACCACACAAAGGCAACCCACCAGGCAGACCAGUGCACACAGGCAGCGCGACUCCAGUGUCAGCCAGGCCAGUGACAGCGAGGGGCAGUCUGUAGACUCCGGCAGUGAGGCAGGGUCGGCCCACGGACAAGGUCGCUCUUCCUCCGGCCACAGGGAGCAGCAAGGACAGGCACAGCAAGCAGGAGGCUCCCGCUACUACCACCUCUACCAGGUCUCCCAGCACCAGCAGCCCGAGGCAGCCCACGAGCGCCAGCGAUCCGGCACCAGGACCGAUCAGGGAGCCCAUCACCAACAGCAACAGCAGGGCUCCCGGCACACGCAGACCCACGAGGCUCAGGAUUCUGCUCGUGGACAGCACGAGACCAGCCAGGGGCGCUCAGGCUCCAGAGGGAGACAGGGCACCCGCCACCAGCAGGCCCAGGACAGCGCCAGGCACUCCCAGUCCCCCGAGGCCCACACCUCCUCUCAGGGACACUCAGCAUCCAGCAGAGGAGGCAGGCAGGGCCAGCGCCACGAGCAGUCACCAGACACCUCUGCUCGCUCUGGGUCCCAUCACCCUCAUACAUCUCCCCAUGAAAGCUCAGCCUCUGCCCAUCACAGGUCAGAUUCCAGAGGCCCAUGUAUGGAUCUAGCCUUGGCUGGAGACAUGGAAGCUAUGGGAGUGCAGAUUAUGAAUAUGGAGUCGGAUCGCGCUAACAGGAUGAAAAAUAAGAAUCCAUAA